Messenger RNA from Medicago truncatula (barrel medic), 2645 nucleotides. Its product is annotated as probable methyltransferase PMT28. Bases 275 to 2380 code for a protein of 701 amino acids. Gene Ontology annotation, cellular component: trans-Golgi network; cytoplasm; endosome. The transcript has 8 exons. Gene Ontology annotation, molecular function: methyltransferase activity. The record is from RefSeq and is a predicted model, not a curated record. Lineage: Eukaryota; Viridiplantae; Streptophyta; Magnoliopsida; Fabales; Fabaceae.
AGAUUAUUAACUAGAGUUGUAGAAGCUGACUUCAUGUCACUGUCUGUCUCUACAUCCAUCUUAAAGACAUCAAACCUCAAAGAACACGAUCUGUUUCACGACACUCUAACCAACUUCUCUUCUUCAUCCAACCAACUUUCCAAUUUCAUCACUCUCUUAUUCUUCAGAUCAGCUUCAGAAUCAUUGCCAUUUCUACUUCACAAAGUUAAACUCAAAACAAUGACUCAGUGAUCUUUUAUUUUCUUUGAAAACUCGGCGACUCAGUGAGUUAGCUAUGGCUAUUAUACCUCGUCAAGCUAAAAGACCAACUGGGUUAUGGGUGAAGAUGACAGCUGUAACAAUUUUGGGUCUAUGUUUUAUUUUUGUUUGGACUGUGUUUUCUUCUUCAUCUUCUUCUGUUAGUUUUCAAAGGGAAAGUUUUGAAGAUAUUUCAGAACCUGUUUCUUCUUCUUCUUCCAAUGUUCAAAAACAAACACCAAAAUCAGAAAAACGUGUGGAAGUGGAGAAAGAUCAUAAAUUUCAUAAGAGUGAUGAGAAAAAGGUUGAUGGGUCAUCUUCAAAUUCUUCUUCCAUGCGCCCUCAUAAGAAAGAAGUGGCGCGUGAAAAGAAACGUGUGCAUAAGAAGGACGAUAAUAAAGAGAAUGUGAAUCAAGGGUCAUUGGAGAAAGAGGAAGAAGGUGAAAAAGAGUUGGAAGAUAAAGAAGAAGGAUUGGAUCAUGAGAGUGAAGUUGAUUUGGAUUCUGAUGUUGUUGGUGGUGAUGAUUCAGCUGAAUCUGUUGAUGAAGAUUCUGAGAUAUCGGAAGAGUUAAAGAAAACAAAGAAGGGAAAAGUGAAAGGACCUUUGUUUGAAUCAAAUGUUAACUAUAGAUGGAAAAUGUGCAAUACUAGAAGCAAGCAUAACUAUAUUCCUUGCAUUGAUAUUGAAGUAGGUGGUGGAAAGGUGCAGUACCGGCAUACGGAGAGGAGUUGUCCGAGGAUGCCCUUCACGUGUAUGGUUCCCCUUCCUCUUGAAGGGUAUGAUUCUCCGGUGCCGUGGCCUGAGAGCAAAAUGAAGAUAUUGUAUAAGAAUGUUGCACACCCGAAACUAGCUGCAUAUAUAAAAAAACAUCGUUGGUUGGUGGAUUCUGGAGAAUAUCUUACUUUCCCUCAAAACCAGUCAGAAUUUUUGGGAGGGAUUCAGCACUAUCUUGAGUCAAUUGAAGAGAUGGUACCAGACAUUGAGUGGGGUAAAAAUAUUCGUGUUGUCCUGGACAUUGGAUGUACAGAUUCAAGCUUCGCAGCUGCUCUCUUUGAUAAGGAUGUUUUAACAUUGUCACUUGGCUUGAAAGAUGACCUAGUGGACUUAGCUCAAGUGGCACUCGAGCGCGGCUUCCCAACAUUGGUUAGCCCUUUUGCUAGAAGGAGACUUCCUUUUCCAAGUCAAGUUUUUGAUGCUAUAAACUGUGCCCGUUGCAGCAUACCUUGGCAUUCCAAUGGGGGUAAACUUCUACUGGAGAUGAAUCGGAUUCUAAGACCUGGUGGAUACUUUAUCAUGUCAACUAAACAUGACAGCAUUGAAGAAGAAGAAGCCAUGACUGCACUGACAGCAUCUAUUUGUUGGAAUGUUUUGGCACAUAAAAGUGAUGAUGUUGGUGAAGUUGGAGUUAGAAUAUAUCAAAAGCCUGAAGGAAAUGACAUAUAUGAAUUGAGAAGAAAGAAGAUCCCACCGAUUUGCAAAGAAAAUGAAAAUCCCGAUGCAGUCUGGCAUGUUCCAAUCAAGACUUGUUUGCACACCAUUCCAAUUGGAAUUGAAAAACAUGGGGCAGAGUGGCCUGAGGAAUGGCCGAAGAGGCUCGAAACUUAUCCCGACUGGAUGAACAAUAAAGAGAAAUUGAUUGCAGACACCAACCAUUGGAAUGCCAUUGUUAACAAGUCGUAUCUCAAUGGAAUGGGCAUCAACUGGACAAGUAUCAGGAAUGUAAUGGACAUGAAAUCCAUCUAUGGAGGAUUAGCUGCAGCUCUAUCUAAACAUAACGUUUGGGUCAUGAAUGUAGUACCUGUUCAUGCACCGGAUACGCUUCCCAUAAUUUUUGAACGGGGAUUUUUUGGCGUCUAUCAUGAUUGGUGCGAGUCUUUUGGUACUUAUCCAAGAACUUAUGACCUUCUGCAUGCUGAUCAUUUGUUCUCACGCCUCAAAAACAGGUGCAAGCAACCUGUGUCGAUUGUUGUUGAGAUGGACCGUAUCUUACGGCCAGGAGGUUUGACAAUCAUACGUGAUAAAGUUGAAAUCCUAAAUGCAUUGGAGGAAAUAUUGAGAAGUAUGCAAUGGGAAAUCAGAAUGACUUUCUACCAGGAAAAAGAGGGUAUCUUAUGUGCACAGAAAACUCUAUGGAGGCCUUAAAUCCUCUACUAUGUGCCAUUUUUGUGUGUAUCAUCACAUCAUCUUCAGAGUCUCACCAUGACUUGAUUCAAAUUCCAUGAUAUUCUUUCCUUCGACUUACACGUGAAUCAACUUAAUGUGUAAAAGGAAAAUGAAGUUUGUUAAAAUUCUUUAUUUUUUUUGUUGUUGUAAAAAAUAUUUUAUUAUUUUACUCUUUGUAAAAAUUACUUUAUUAAUUUUGUGGUUGUAAAAAUUACUUUAUGGUUGCUAUUAUUGUUUGCAGAAA